UCAUUCUUUCAUGGAAUAUGUUGUCAUUGUGUUGUGAGGCGUGCUCCACAAGUUGCAUUCCAUUGCUUCCAUAUAAACUUCUGAACUGAGACUGAAAGGUAUUACAAGGAUUCUGUAAGCAGUUGUAGCCAUUGAUACAACUGUUUUGAUUGGCAAGGAUUUUUCACUUUGCAGUGACUCUUGGGCUUAAAACUAUCAAAAAGAGGAGAUCAUGACAAAGUCCCAAGCCAUACCUGCAACUCCCAAACAGUGGGGUUCUGUGAAUUCUGAAUGUAGAGGAUUAUUCAAGCAGAGUUCACCAGCCCAUACUUUUGUUGAGAUUGAUAGUCAUAGCUUCAAGGAGCUUGUGCAGAAACUCACAGGUUUCUCAGAGGAUUAUGAAGGACAAAAGCUCCCUGUGACCAUGGCUGCAAGAAGUUCAAAUAAAGGAUGUACAGUAGCAGCAACCAAAUCAGAUGGGGAUUGUUUUGCAGUGGUGAAGAAUGGGAUUGAAAUGGGUCCUCAGAAAUCAGCCCUCAACCUCCACAUAAGAAGACAUUUUAAAAGAAAAUUAGAGAUUAAGUUGGAUCGGACUGAUUCUCGUAGUACAAUUAGAUUGGCAGGUGAUACUGAGAUGUCAUCACCCAUGACUCUCCCAGCACUGGUUUCCAGUCCAAUCACUCCUCUAGGGAUUGCUGAGCCAUUUACUUCUUCAAGUUAUUAUCAGUGUUCUUCUACUCCGACUUCCUGUAAUCAAUCCUCAUAUUUGGAAGAGGAGUUUACAAAGGCUUCACCAAAUAGUUUGAAAAGAAUACCAGAGUUGCUUCCUCUGUUUCCUCUUCAUUCUUCAACAGAACCCAAUGUCUAAUAUGGACUUAUAAUUUCCUUCUAAUUUCAUCACAAUGUAUGCUGGAUUUGAUUUCCAAUGAUUUCAAGUCGCAGGAAUAUCCAAUUAUAUGUUCUGCCAAUAUUGAUAUAGCAACGAUCCCCAUGUGAAUUAUCCAUUUCAAUUCAUUUCAAUUAACUUUAGUUAAUUGGGUAUGAUGCAAAGAUUUGGAGUUGCAAUUUCAAACCAUGAAACUGUUAAUUCUUAGCCGAUGCUAACUAGAAUUUUUAUACUCUGGAAUUGCUCUGAAAACUUUAGGAAUAUAUAUAUAUAUAUCUUGUCAUAUUAAGUCUCA
This is a messenger RNA of Cryptomeria japonica (Japanese cedar), 1160 nucleotides long. RefSeq names its product VQ motif-containing protein 4. The record is from RefSeq and is a predicted model, not a curated record. The coding region runs from base 212 to 847 and encodes 211 amino acids. NCBI's taxonomy places the organism in Eukaryota, Viridiplantae, Streptophyta, Pinopsida, Cupressales, Cupressaceae. The transcript has a single exon.